Messenger RNA from Fusarium vanettenii 77-13-4, 2315 nucleotides. RefSeq lists its product as uncharacterized. Gene Ontology annotation, cellular component: cytosol. The record is from RefSeq and is a predicted model, not a curated record. Bases 534 to 1862 code for a protein of 442 amino acids. The transcript has 4 exons. NCBI's taxonomy places the organism in Eukaryota, Fungi, Ascomycota, Sordariomycetes, Hypocreales, Nectriaceae. Gene Ontology annotation, molecular function: ATP binding; 6-phosphofructo-2-kinase activity; fructose-2,6-bisphosphate 2-phosphatase activity. Gene Ontology annotation, biological process: fructose 2,6-bisphosphate metabolic process; fructose metabolic process.
CGUUGCAUCCCCACAUCGAGAAGAAAGGCGCUGCUGCUCUUAUUCUCUGCAGUCGCACCUGCAGAUAACAGACCGUACUGUACUGUACCUUCCCUAGGUUCAACUACCAAACGUAGUUGGAUCCAUUGGGCCUGUCAUCGAUUUGGGAAAGAGCCAUCUUUGCCCGCUUCCGCCUCAUCUGAUCUCAGCUGAGCUUCUCCCGCGCCUUCCAAUUAUCUAUCGUUGCUUGCUGCACCUCGCCCAGCUUGCUCUUUCCUCCUCUACAUCUACAUACCCGAGGCUCACGCGAUCCCAUCUCGUCGCCCAUAGAAUUCAACCUCCACAUUCUAUUGUAUUCGUUCUCGCCCUUCUCGACUUUUACUCCUUUCGCUCUAUGUCUCUGCAGUAUUGGAGCUUUCGUACACUCGAUCAAUCUCCGGCUCGUCUUGCUCUCGGUCCUUGAGCGCUCCCGCUCAGUCGCAUUCCUCACCGUCGCCCAUCUCCGAUAAUACCCAUUCCACUUACAUCACCACUCCCACAAACCAACGCCCACCAUGCCUUCUCGAACCAACGGCGUCGGAGUCCAGGUCGAGGACACCAAGAUCUGUGUGGUCAUGGUUGGCCUGCCUGCCCGAGGCAAGAGCUACAUCGCCCAACGAGCCCAGCGAUAUCUGCAAUGGCUCUCCAUCCCAGCUCAGACCUUCAACGUUGGCAACUACCGCCGCAAUGACGCCCCUCAACCCAAGGCCGACUUCUUCGACACAAACAAUCCCGAGGGAGAGCGAAAGCGCCGUGCCGCCGCCGAGGCUGCCGUUGCCGACAUGCUCGCCUGGUUCCGCACUGGAGGCACCGUCGGCAUUCUCGACGCCACCAACUCGACCCUGGAGCGCCGCAAGUGGGUGCUAGAGGUCUGCAAUGCUAACGGCAUCGAGGUUCUCUUUGUCGAGAGCAAGUGUGAUGACGAGGAGCUCAUCAUGGCCAAUAUCCGCGACGUCAAGACUGGUAGCCCCGAUUAUCGCGGCCAGGAUCCCGAGACUGCUGCCCUCGACUUCCGCAACCGCAUCCGCAACUACGAAAAGGUUUACUGCACAAUUGACGCCAACGGCGAGGAGGCCCACCUGACCUACCUCAAGAUCAUGAACGUUGGCAAGCAGGUCAUCAUCAGCCGUAUCCGGGACUACCUCCAGAGUCGAAUUGUCUACUACCUCAUGAACCUUCACAUCCGCCCCCGCUCUGUCUGGCUAUCAAGACACGGUGAAUCUCUGUACAACCUUGAUGGAAGAAUCGGCGGUGACACGCUCCUUUCUCCUCGUGGCGAGCAAUAUGCAAGGAAACUCCCUGAGCUCGUCCGAAAGUCGGUCGGAGAUGAUCGUCCUCUUACCGUGUGGACCUCGACUCUUCGACGAACCAUCGCCACGUCUCGCUUCCUCCCCCAGCACUACAACCAGCUCCAGUGGAAGGCCCUUGACGAGCUGGACUCUGGUGUGUGCGACGGUCUGACUUACCAAGAGAUCAAGGACCGAUAUCCCGAGGAUUUCGCUGCUCGUGAUGAAGACAAGUACAACUACCGCUACCGUGGCGGAGAGUCAUACCGCGAUGUCGUCAUCCGUCUUGAGCCUAUUAUUAUGGAACUGGAGCGAAGUGAAGACAUUCUCAUCGUCACUCACCAAGCUGUUCUGCGCUGCAUCUACGCCUACUUCAUGAAGAAGGACCAGUCUAAGAGCCCCUGGAUGAACGUUCCUCUCCACACCCUCAUCAAGCUGACCCCCGGCGCCUAUGGCACCGAAGAGGUUCGCUAUGAGGCCAACAUCCCCGCUGUCAGCACCUGGAGAGGCAAGGGAAGCACCGCCAAGCACGAGAACCCAGCCCCCGAGGUCCUGUAAGCCAAGAAAUGGCCAUAACCGAGGUAACCGGAUAAGGGCUCCCGACUCGAGCCAUCAGUACAUAUAGCGCCCAGGGAGAUGAUCACAACGAGAUGAUCCUCUCUGGUGCCAGUGGAUGACACCUUUUUUACGAACUGAAAUGAGCAAGCAUGUGGAAUCGGUUGAGCUGAACGAAGAAACGACAAUAAAAAAUUGGAGGAGCAGAGCAUUCUAUGACUACCAGCGAAGGGGAAGGGAACUUCAGAGGUGAAUGCUAUCCUCUAGGACUAUGCCAUUGGGCUUCAGGACAUCAAAGCAUAGAUCCAUUUGGCCGUCACCAAACGAUACCUGGACGGUCCUGUACUGUACAAGAACGGAGGCGUUUUUGCCAUUUUGUCAAUUUGGGGCGAGGCUGGAUAAUGACUCUUGGGUCUUGAAAAUGAUAUCAAUUGAUGAAUAAAUUCAAACAAUUUG